Brassica napus (rape) is the source of this 1896-nucleotide messenger RNA. RefSeq names its product general transcription factor 3C polypeptide 5-like. Gene Ontology annotation, biological process: transcription initiation at RNA polymerase III promoter. Lineage: Eukaryota; Viridiplantae; Streptophyta; Magnoliopsida; Brassicales; Brassicaceae. Bases 149 to 1666 code for a protein of 505 amino acids. The record is from RefSeq and is a predicted model, not a curated record. The transcript is spliced from 15 exons. Gene Ontology annotation, cellular component: transcription factor TFIIIC complex.
CAAUUCACCACAAAGGCAGGAGGCAAGAAAGCUACGGCGAUUCCUUCUCCUCCCGGCGCUCUCCAACUACUCCCCGCUCCGUCACAAUUUCGAGAUCCAUUCCGAUCCGUAACCGCCACUUCUGCGAGGUGAGAUUUGGAGAGAAACGAUGGGAAUCAUAGAAACAGGAACUGUAUCAGGUAACUUGCCGAGCAAGGAGACGUUUGUAGUGCACUACCCUGGUUAUCCAUCUUCUAUCUCCAGAGCCCUAGAGACUCUUGGAGGAAUCCAAGGGAUCGCAACGGCAAGAGAAUCUACGUCUAACAAGCUUGAGCUACGUUUCCGCCCUGAAGACCCUUAUGCACAUCCUGCCUGGGGAGAGAGACAUUCUUGCAUGGUUGACUACCAGCAUGUGAUUCCUAUUCACGCGGAUGUUGCACAGCAGAGGAAGAGGAAAUGGAUGGAGGUUAAGCCGCUUACAGGAAACGAUGAUCUCAUGGACAUGGCUGAUGAAGAUGUAAUGAUGUUAUUGCCGCAGUUCUUUGCACCCAAAGAUAUGCCAGAUAACUUGGUGCUGAAACUUCCAGGAACAUCGGGCCCCAAAAAGAAAGAUGAGGCACCAACUCAGAACCUUUGCGAGGACGAUAUUGGCCCAGUAAUUGCAAUUGAUUUCAGUGUCAAAGAGAUCCCAAAGGUAUUAAACUGGGAAGACUUCAUUGUUCCCAGCUCCGACCAAUGGCAAUGGCAAGUAGCAGUGUCUGCAUUGUUUGACGAGCGACCUGUGUGGACAAGAGAUUCCAUAGUCCAACGACUACUUGAUAAAGGUCUUAAAUGCACACAUCACAUGCUAAACAGGUUUCUUCUUCGGUCUGCAUAUUAUUUCUCGGGUGGUCCAUUUCUUAGGUUCUGGAUUAAAAGAGGCUAUGAUCCACGGAAAGAUCCUGAGUCUCGUGUAUACCAGAGAAUGGAGUUCAGAGUUCCACCUGAAUUAAGGGGUUAUUGUGAUGCCAAUGCAAGUAACAAGUCAAAGCGAAGCUGGAAAGACAUUUGUGCUUUUAAAGUUUUCCCUUUCAAAUGCCAAACAUUUCUCCAGCUAUAUGAACUGGAAGACGAGUACAUUCAGCGAGAGAUAAGAAAGCCUCCCAAGCAAACUACUUGUAAUUAUAAAACAGGAUGGUUCUCAGAAGCGCUGCUUGAUAAUCUGAGACUCCGAGUAGCUGUGAGGUUUGUAUCCGUGUUUCCUGAGCCAGGUUUCGAAGAUGUUUUUAAAUCUAUUCAAGAUGAGUUUGAGAGGUCAGAGAAGACACGAAUUCAGAAAGAUUCACUGACAUCUUGCAAACCAGAUCACCUCGAAAAAAUUAAAGGUGGGGAAGAGAAGAAAAAGAAGAAAAACACAAACAAAGAGAAAGAGGUAUCAGCGGAUGAAGAUGCUGAAGACGUGGAUGAGGAGUACGAGGAACUCGAUGUGGCUGCGGAUGAUGAUGAUGAGAUAUCGUUAAGUUCGCAUGGAUAUGGUGAGAAAAACUCGAGAACGUAUCUCCAAGGUUUGUUCGAUAGAUUUCCAAGCAGCAAACCAGCCUUGGAUGGUACUGAUAGCGAUGGAGAGUAUCAGAUCUACGAGCAAGAAUCCAACGCUUUGGAUGAUGAUGAUGACGAAGAUGAUGGUGACGAUGAUGAUGAUGAAUGAAGAACUUUGAACAUAAUGUGUAUUUUCAUUGUAAUUAAGAGACUAGUAGAAGACACAAUCAGGUAUCUGUAAUGUAAGGAGAUAACGUAAGUGUAGAUUAACUAACUAAACUCAACAACAAAGCUGUAUGUACAUACAACUACGUACGUGGGGUAGUUAGCUCAAGAACACCUCCUGUAUCGGUGAAAACAAAAUUGAACUCUAUAUAUUACAUCAAUAUGUUUGGAUCA